AUGUCUCUUCCAGCGACGCAUGAGAUUCUGCUGUUCCUGGCGGAUGCGAAUCCACAGGUGCGGCAGCUUGCGAUGGCCAAUGUUGUGUCUUUUAGCGUAAAGAGCCAUCCGCUUCGCCGACUACUGACUGAUCCCCUCACAUACGACGACGGACGUCCCGUAUGCAAGGCCAACGGUGAGCCAUUGGAUGUGCUGGCGCAGCUCAAGGCACUCUGUCAGGACCAGCCCCUGACCAUUCACGACGCUUUUAGUGCACUCAUCAACCUGUGUGACUCGCCUUCGAUUGCUGCUCGGAUCGGCGACGACGACUUUUUAGCGUUUCUUGUGACGUAUAUUGGUGAUUCCGUGUCGCUACUAGCAGACUUGGCUUGCAUGCUCCUUUCCAACCUGACCAAGUUUGAGUCAAUCGCAUCGCGUCUGUUGGCUCUUCAGGUCGAAGAUCGUCCAUUCUACUCAUUCCUCUCGCCACUCGACUUGCAGGUGGCAUUGAGCGGGCUGGAUGCCGACGCGUCCCAGCCCGACUACGAAGAGAAGAAAAAAGCCGUGGAAGCGGCUUCGAAGCGUUUGGCGGACUCCAUGCAUGCUAAUGCCACGGAAAAGCUGCCGGCCUUGAUCAAGCUCCUGCGUGCCUUUGAAGAGGGCGCGACAGUCGAGACGAGUCGCGCGAGUGACGCGGAUAUGCGAAAACGCAUCGAAGCAGCGAGAAAAGAGCAGGACCAACCCGUGGAAAUGGGCGCAGAUGGUCGGCCACAGAUCAGGCGCAAGUCCACAUGCAAUUUCCUCGCGAGUGUGUUUGCCAAUGUCACCGUUCUGCCCCGCGGCCGUGAGUUCUUCGUCAUGCCCAUGCAGGGAGCCGAUCCCCAGCAAGCUGAUGCAUAUCCAGUGGGUCGCAUGGUUGUCUUUACCGAACACGCUGAUUUGAUCCGCCGCGGCGGUGUCAUCAGUGCGCUCAAAAAUAUCCUGUUCCUUAAGCACGCACAUCGCCUUCUCCUCGCUCCUUCCGCGGAGCAGCCAGACCGACCCUCGCUGGAUAUUCUGCCAUACAUUCUCAUGCCCUUGAUUGACGGCAAGGAACUGGCCAAGGUGGACUUGGAGGAUCAAGAGUCUCUGCCCGAAGCAUGUCAGCUUGUCGACGAGAACAAACCUCGAGAGAAGGACAGCGCACUGCGUCUCAUGCUAGUAGAGUGCCUGUUGUUGCUAUGCACAUCGCACUACGGUCGUCAGAGUCUUCGUGAGCGUGGUGCCUAUAUCGUGGUACGAGAGGCCCAUCUUGCUGAGCCGAAAGAGCAAAUUACCGAGGCUAUCGUGCGCCUCGUCAACUUGCUCAAGCGCGAUGAAUCAGAUGCCUCGAUGAAGGACGAUCAAGAUGUUCACGUAUCCGUCGAAGGCGAAGACGCGGACGACGAUUUGGUCAUAGAAGAAUUGUAG
Malassezia restricta is the source of this 1428-nucleotide messenger RNA. RefSeq names its product DNA-binding protein HGH1. The record is from RefSeq and is a predicted model, not a curated record. The transcript has a single exon. The coding region runs from base 1 to 1428 and encodes 475 amino acids. NCBI's taxonomy places the organism in Eukaryota, Fungi, Basidiomycota, Malasseziomycetes, Malasseziales, Malasseziaceae.